This is a messenger RNA of Girardinichthys multiradiatus, 5997 nucleotides long. It is a transcript of the gene lamb1a, whose product is annotated as laminin, beta 1a. Gene Ontology annotation, biological process: cell migration; substrate adhesion-dependent cell spreading; basement membrane assembly. Gene Ontology annotation, cellular component: laminin trimer. Gene Ontology annotation, molecular function: extracellular matrix structural constituent; integrin binding. NCBI's taxonomy places the organism in Eukaryota, Metazoa, Chordata, Actinopteri, Cyprinodontiformes, Goodeidae. The record is from RefSeq and is a predicted model, not a curated record. The transcript is spliced from 33 exons. Bases 94 to 5487 code for a protein of 1797 amino acids.
GUUCUGAGUGCCCACUGGAUCAUCAGAGUGUCUACGGGGGUCUCAGGAGUCCUGGUUUCUGUAGGUUUUCAUCGGUGGUUCUGGUAGUGGAUCAUGCUGCAGCUCCGGCUCACGGCGCUGCUUGCUCUGCAGGUGAUCACCUGUGCUCAGGAGGUUGGAGACUCACUGGGCGGAGCCCCAGAUACAAUCAGCCUCCCAGAGUUUAGCGACGUGUGCACUGAAGGCAGCUGUUACCCAGCAACAGGGGAUCUUCUGAUUGGCCGAGCUCACCAGCUGUCAUCCACCUCUACCUGUGGACUGAAGCGCCCAGAACCGUUUUGCAUUGUCAGCCACUUACAGGAGGAGAAGAAGUGCUUUGUGUGUGACUCAACAGCACCGUAUGAUGAUGAACUGGCCAAUCACAACAACAGUCACCGGGUUGAAAAUGUCGUCACCACAUUUGGUCCCAACAGGCUGAAGACCUGGUGGCAGUCUGAGAACGGUGUGGAGAAUGUCACCAUCCACCUGAACCUUGAAGCCGAGUUUCACUUCACUCAUCUCAUUAUGACCUUCAAGACAUUUCGACCGGCUGCCAUGGUCAUCGAACGAUCAUCGGACUUCGGGAAAACCUGGGAGGUUUACCGUUACUUUGCCUAUGACUGCGAGACGUCCUUUCCGUCUGUUUCCCAUGGUCCGAUGCAGACGGUUGAUGAUGUCAUCUGUGAUUCCCGUUACUCGGACAUUGAGCCAUCCACUGAGGGCGAGGUGAUUUACAGAGUCCUGGAUCCAGCGUUUCGGAUUGAAGACCCAUACAGUCAACAAAUCCAGAACUUGCUGAAGAUCACCAACCUGCGGGUGAAGUUCACCAAACUGCACACGCUCGGGGACAACCUGCUGGACUCUCGAAUGGAGAUCAAAGAGAAGUACUACUAUGCCAUCUAUGACAUGGUGGUCAGAGGAAACUGCUUCUGUUACGGACAUGCCUCUGAAUGCGCACCUGUUGAGGGAACUGGCCAGAUCAUGGAGGGCAUGGUUCAUGGUCACUGUAUGUGUAACCACAACACUAAAGGACUAAACUGUGAACAGUGCGAGGACUUCUACCAUGACCUUCCCUGGAGACCAGCCGAGGGACGCAACACCAACGCCUGCAAAAAGUGUAACUGUAACCAGCACUCGGACUCGUGUCACUUCGAUGUGGCUGUGUUCAUGGCCUCUGGAAACGUCAGCGGAGGAGUUUGUGAUAACUGUCAGCACAACACGACCGGACACAAUUGUGAGCAGUGCAAACCAUUUUAUUACCAACAUCCAGAGAAGGACCUCAGAGACCCGAACAGCUGCCAACUCUGUAACUGUGACCCUGUGGGCUCCCUGAAUGGAGGAAUAUGCGACGGGAUGACGAAUGUCCGAGUCGGUCUGAUUGCUGGUCAGUGCCGCUGUAAAGUCAAUGUGGAGGGAGAACGCUGUGAGCGCUGCAAACCGGCGCAUUACGGACUCAGUGAUGAACUUGAAGGCUGCAAAGCUUGUACCUGCAGCCCCCUGGGAACAGCUCCUGGAGGAAACCCCUGUGACAGUGAAACAGGAAGCUGUUUCUGUAAACGUCUGGUGGCUGGACGGGACUGCAACCAGUGUGUGGAUGAACACUGGGGCCUCAGUAACGACAUGGAUGGCUGCAGACCAUGUGACUGCGAUCUGGGAGGAGCCAUCCACAACCGGUGUGAUCAGGUGAGCGGUCAGUGUGUUUGCAGGGAUCGCAUGUUUGGUCGUCGCUGUGAUCAGGUGGAGUCUGGAUUCUACUUUGUUGCUCUUGAUCACUACACCUAUGAAGCUGAAGAUGCCAAGUUUGGACCUGGAGUGUCAUUGGUCCCUAGACCCCACCCUCAUGACCGCAGUCCCACCUGGACAGGUGUUGGCCUGGUCAAUGUUCCCGAAGGGGCCUUCCUGGAGUUCUCUGUAGACAACAUCCCCCAUUCCAUGGAGUACGACAUUCUCAUUCGCUAUGAGCCUCAGCUGCCAGACCAAUGGGAAGAGGUUCUGAUGACAGUAAUGAGGCCUGGACCAAUCAGAGCUGACAGCCGAUGUGUCAACACGGUCCCAGACGAUGACAAUCAAAUGAUCUCCCUUCACCCCAGCUCACGCUACGUGGUUCUGCCGAGGCCGGUUUGUUUUGAAUCUGGACUGAACUACACGAUCCGUCUCAGUCUCCCGCUGUACUCUGCUCUCAGUGAUGUCCAUUCUCCGUACACACUCAUCGAUUCGAUCGUGCUGAUGCCGCACUGUAAGAGCCUGGAAAUAUUUACGUCCUCUGUGGGAGGGGAGUCCAGCGCUUGGGAAACGUUUCAGCGGUAUCGAUGUCUAGAGAACAGCCAGAGUGUAAUUAAGACCCCGAUGACUGACAUCUGCAGGAACGUCAUCUUCAGCAUCUCUGCCCUGCUGCACCAAGGAGCAAAAGAAUGCCAGUGUGACCCCCAGGGCUCCCUCAGCACGGUGUGCGAUCCCAAUGGUGGCCAGUGUCAGUGCCGACCCAAUGUAGCGGGCAGGAACUGUGACAGAUGUUCUCCAGCCACGUUUCAGUUUGGACCGAGCGGCUGCAAAGAGUGUGCAUGUGACCCUCAGGGUUCCCAGAGUCCGAUCUGCGAUCAGCUGACCGGUCAGUGCACCUGCGUCGUCAGGGCGUACGGUCGGCAGUGCGAUCGGUGCCUGCCGGGUCACUGGGGCUUCCCGUCCUGCCGACCCUGCGCCUGUAACGGACACACGGAGACCUGCGACGCCGUCACCGGCCGCUGCAUUGCCUGCAGGGAUCACACCACCGGACACAGCUGCGACAGGUGUCUAGACGGUUACUAUGGCAACCCGGUGCUGGGAUCGGGUGACCACUGUCGUCCAUGUUUGUGUCCCGACGGCCCCGACGGUUUGCGGCAGUUUGCAGGAAGUUGUUACCGUAGCGACACCUCUGAGCAGGUGGUGUGUGUCUGCAACACGGGAUACAAGGGUGCUCGCUGUGAUCAGUGUUCAGCUGGUUACAAUGGAAACCCUGACGAGGCAGGUGGCCAGUGUCUCCCGUGCCAGUGCAACAACAACAUCGACAUGCUGGACCCGGAGUCCUGUGAUGCCAGAACCGGCGAGUGUCUGCGAUGUCUGUACCACAGCGAAGGCCACUCUUGCCAGGACUGCAAGCUGGGUUACUACGGCAACGCCUUGGUGCAGGACUGCAGGAAGUGCGUCUGUAAUCAGCUGGGCAGCGACCAGUCCAGCUGUCAAUCUCACACCGACUGCCAGUGCGACCGCAGCAGCGGUCAGUGUCGCUGCCGGCCCAACGUGAUCGGUCAACACUGCGACCGCUGCGCGCCCGACACCUGGGACAUGUCCAGCGGAGCCGGCUGUCAGAGCUGCGACUGCGACCCCAAACACUCUUAUGAGACGUCCUGUAAUGAGAUCAGUGGCCAGUGUUCCUGCCAUCCUGGUUUCGGAGGAAGAACAUGUAACGAGUGCCGAGAGCUGUUCUGGGGCCACCCAGAACUCCAGUGUCACGCAUGUGACUGCGACCCUCGUGGGAUCUUGGAGCCACAAUGUAACAAAGUCAGCGGUCACUGCGUCUGCGUGGAGGGCGUAGCGGGACCUCGCUGUGACGUCUGCGCCCGCGGCUUCCAUGGAACCUUCCCAGACUGUCAUCAGUGCCACCAGUGUUUCUCAGAAUGGGACGCCAUCAUCGGUCAGCUGACCAAUCAGACACACCGACUGGUCAACAAGGUCCACGCCAUUAAAGCCAGCGGAGUCAGCGGACCAUACAGGAAGUCUAUAGAGAGCAUGGAGAGAAGUGCUGCGGACAUCCAGGGCAUCUUAGACCAAAACCCGGCCUCACAACCUCUGACUGAAGUCCAACACCUGCUGCAACAGGCCAGCGACCUGAUGGCAGCUUUGAGUCAGACCAUGAACAACACUGAGGAGACUCUGGCUCUGGUGGGUGAGCAGGACUCUGGCAUUAAAACUAAACUGGACUCCGUGACGUCUGAUGCUCAGAAACUGGAGCAAACAGUUCAGGAGCUCCUGGACCAAGUGGAGUUCAUCAAGAACUCUGACAUCAGAGGGGCAACAGACAGCGUCACCAAGUACUUCCUGCAGUCUCAAGCAGCCGAGGCUCGAGCCAAUUCCUCAACCAUCAAUGCUGGCAGCCCAGUUGAAACUUCAGCUGCCCUACGGCAACUCGCCGAGGACAAACUGAACCAAACCAGAGAGGAGUUUCUGGAGAGACACUCUGAAAAUGCUCGGAGGCUGGACAACCUGGCAGGAGAGAUGGAGACGUUGGACCUAUCAGUGAUCAGCUAUAAGACAUGUGGCAGUCCAUCAUCUGGUCAAGACUCCUGUCGGUCUUCAUCCUGCAGUGGUCUGGGCUGUGUAGACCCUGAAAGUCAGGCCUGGUGUGGGGGAGAAGGAUGUGAUGGUGCAGUGACAGCAGCCAAGAGCAUCCUGAUGAAGACUCAAGAGGCUGAGCAGGAAAUCAUCAGUGCCAUGGCAGAGGUGGAGAAGCUUUCAAAGAUGGUGUUAGAGGUAAAGAUGCAGGCUGAUGAAGCGAAGCUGAGUGCUCAGAAUGUCCUGAUGAAGACCAACAGAACCAAACACAAAGUGGACCAGAGCAACAAUGAGCUUCGAAGCUUAAUCAGACAAAUCAAAGAUUUCCUCACACAGGAUGCGGCAGACUUGGAGAGCAUCGAACUUGUGGCAAGUGAAGUUCUGGCCAUGCAGAUGCCGACCACACCGGCUCAGCUGCAGAACCUUACGGACGAGAUCCGGCAGAAGGUAGGAGAGUUGGGACACGUGGAGGCAAUCUUACAGCAGAGCGCUGACGACAUUCAGAGAGCAGAGACUCUGCUGGACCAGGCCCGCCAAGCAAGUAAGCAGGCGACAGAUGUGAAGGACUCUGCAGAGAGAGUGAAACAAGCUCUGGAAGAAGCUCAGAGAGCUCACACAGCUGCCAGCAGUGCCAUUCAGCAGGCCACCUCCGACAUCAAGACCACGACCAAGCUGCUCUCCUCCGUAGAGACAGAGACGGCAAACGCGGAGUCCAAGCUGUACAACGCCACCCAGAGGCUGCAGAGGCUCGAGCAAGAUGUGAAGCUGCUCACCGAUAAAUCGGCGAAUGUCACUCAGAGAGCCAAACUGACCGAUCAAAACGCUGCAGACAUCGGAAGGGUUGCAGAGGAGAUCCAAAAGGAGUUGGAGUCAGAGGUGAAGCAGAAGUACAGCACAGUGGAACAGCUGAUAGGUCAGAAAGCAGGGGGUGUGGCCGAUGCUAAGAAGAGGGCGGAGUCACUGCAGAAUGAAGCCAAACAGUUGCUGCUGCAGGCCAGUGACAAGCUGCAGCUGCUGAAAGAUCUGGAAAAGUCAUAUGAUGACAAUCAGCGAGCUCUUGAGGUGAAAGCUGAACAGUUGGUUGAGCUGGAGGCAGCUGUGAAGGAGCUUCUGCAGGAAAUCAGCCACAAGGUCACCGUCUACAGCACCUGUUUGUUUUAGACUCACCGCAUCGUACUGAGCCACAAUUAGAGGAGCAUAACCACUUUUUGAAGUACUCUGGAUCUGUUUUAUUUGGCUCUGAUUUGUUUUUUGGGGGUCUGCUGUCAGAAAGGUGAUGUGAUUAUACAUGCUUAAAGUACAAUUACAAUUACAAAAAUCAAAAGAAAUUGUUUCAUUAAAAACGUUUUGUUUUUUUUUUUUUUUUUUUUUUACAAUGGUACAACACCUAUUUAAUUUUAGGUUUCAUCUUGAACACAUUAACUUUAAUACAAAUUUUCCAGUGAGGCAUUUUUCUAAAGUUAUUACCUAGAAAUUGUAAUUGGCGGAUUUCAUUAACUUUGUUGUAAGGGGGGCCUGUCUGAAUGUUCCAGUGGAAAAAGAAAACAGCGUCUCAAAAAGUGAAUGUUUUAACCAUUUGACUGCAGCCUGUUCUGUUAGGGUUUUCAUGUUUUAACAAACCGUAUCUUUGAGAUUCAAAAUAAUUUGAAUAAAAUAUUUUCAUUAAGAAAA